This is a messenger RNA of Cephus cinctus (wheat stem sawfly), 938 nucleotides long. RefSeq names its product MRN complex-interacting protein. Gene Ontology annotation, molecular function: chromatin binding. Gene Ontology annotation, biological process: mitotic G2 DNA damage checkpoint signaling. Gene Ontology annotation, cellular component: nucleus. The record is from RefSeq and is a predicted model, not a curated record. NCBI's taxonomy places the organism in Eukaryota, Metazoa, Arthropoda, Insecta, Hymenoptera, Cephidae. The transcript has 4 exons. The coding region runs from base 510 to 875 and encodes 121 amino acids.
UCUAUAAUUUCCGUUCUCGUUUCAAGGGUUGCUUUGGGAAUUAGCGGUGAGUAGCGGAGAACCUCUGCCCGCCAAGUUACGCGUCGGUGUUCACGGUUAGCUUGAUCACGGCGGGAUUUGCAUUGUCGACGGAGGCGGUGGUCACAAAAUCUUACUUCCAGCCUCGCUGUUACUAUUUAGCGCCAUGAUUUUGGUAUAGCCUAAAAACGUAGCAUUUUGUAUUUCCCUACUUAUCACUGGCGUAGCUUUGCGCAUUUCCCUACUCAUCUCUGAAAAAAUUUUGGUGUCGUUAUUCAUAUCAAGAUUUUUGGCGGUGGUUUAUGUUUCAUAUUCUUAUCCCGAUUAAGUUCUUACCGACAUUUAUCCUGACUCAGUUAGUGUGUUGUAAUAGACGUAGGGAUUUGAAAAUUGAAACUUGUUUCCCGGUGAAUUCGGUGUAACUGACAUUUAAAACGCAAAAGAUUUGCAAACGAGGAAGUUUUAUCUGUAAUUUUGUUGAGAAUUAGAAGAUGUCGAGUGCAAUGAACGUAUUGUGUUGUUAUUCUUGUCAGAUGUUUCAGGUUCAUCCUGUUAAAAAGGCUAACAAGUGGCAAUGCAAAGUUUGUGGUGAAAAGCAGUCUAUCAAGCAAGUAUACUAUCGAGGAACAGGAAAAGAUUGUCGUGUUUACGUCCAAGAAUCUAAUCUUUUGAAAAGUAAUGCAACACAAUGGGAAAAUGAUAUACAAAGCCAUGAUCUUGAAGUUUCAGAAGAUGAUUGUGCUGUUGCUCCAAGCAAAUCUUUGGAAACACAUAAUCAAAUGCAAAGUUCAGUAGUUCCAGAAAGUAAAUGGAGUAAAUAUUUAAACAAAGCAGAGAGGGAAGAUUCUGUUAACUAAAAUUAAACACUGUGUAACAUAUAAUUAAUUUGACUAUAUAUUAAAACCUUAUUUGCAUAUUGA